AUGCAUAUCCUUUUUUUCUUUUUUCUGAUUUAUGUUUAUGCAAAGGAACGAGAGGUCUCAAGUUCACAGGCAAAUGAGGAAAAUGGAUCACGGGGGAAAGGCUGUCUUCUCGUAUCCAAUUUUUUUUCUCAUUUGCAGUUGGCUGUGCUCUUUUAUACACGCUUGUUUCCUCUUCCUCUGGACGCUUCGUGGUGCAUCCGCGAUUGGGUCUUGCACAGUGAUACUGUCUUCACUCAAUCCCGCACCUUUCUGAUUGAGUACGCGGGCUUCUUUGAUAGCCCUGGCGGCGUCUUCCACGUUCCUGCUGUGCCCGCACUCCGCCAGCUGUCCUUGAAAUUCUUCGACAUCUCUGGUGUUUUUCACACUUAA
This is a messenger RNA of Aspergillus oryzae RIB40, 369 nucleotides long. RefSeq lists its product as uncharacterized. The transcript has 4 exons. NCBI's taxonomy places the organism in Eukaryota, Fungi, Ascomycota, Eurotiomycetes, Eurotiales, Aspergillaceae. The record is from RefSeq and is a predicted model, not a curated record. The coding region runs from base 1 to 369 and encodes 122 amino acids.